ACGUACGAAAUUUUUUGUUCAUAUAUCUAUACAAAUGUAAAUGUAAUUUAACAAAAGACUAUCGAAAAAUAUGACUGAUGAAAAAAUAUUACUUAUAAAACAUGAACUCUCAUCAAAGUUAUAGAAAUUCACCAACAAAUUGGACAUUAGGAGACGCCAUGAAGUAUAAUUUACGAUGCAACCGAAAUAUUAGCGAGAAAAUGACGAAAAAAGAUUUCGUAUACGAUAUUCGCCCACCAAUUCAAAGUUCCAGGAAGUUGGAAGAAGGAAAAUAUCCAAUUGUAUUACCAUUACAACUACGAAAGAAACAAAGUACUGAUUCAAAAGUGCCUCAAUAUGCUGUUAUUUCGGAAAAAAACAAUUAUAACGAAAAUGUUGGUACAAUAAAUGUUUCAGGACAACGAACCUUAAAAUUUGAAUGUAAUUUUUGUCACGAGCAAAUAGCUACACUUUUAUCGUUGUCCACGCACGUAAAAUGUCAUCGACGAAGAUAUUGCAAAUAUUGUUACUGGAUACUAUCAGGAAACGAAACAAUGGAAAAACAUCUCGAAGAUACUCAUCGAAUUGAUCCAGAAUGAUCAACAGCUGUGACAUCAUCAUUCAUGAAGUUCAUAAUAAAAAAAGUCUGAUGGAUAACGAAACUUCGUUGUAUGAUAUAUCUUUAAAUGAAGAGUACAUUCUUGACAGGAUUGAUAUAAGAGUAAUUUUUAUUACGCUUUAUACCA
This is a messenger RNA of Apis florea (little honeybee), 725 nucleotides long. RefSeq lists its product as uncharacterized. NCBI's taxonomy places the organism in Eukaryota, Metazoa, Arthropoda, Insecta, Hymenoptera, Apidae. The record is from RefSeq and is a predicted model, not a curated record.